This is a messenger RNA of Gavia stellata (red-throated loon), 3522 nucleotides long. Its product is annotated as KIAA1614 ortholog. Gene Ontology annotation, cellular component: apical plasma membrane; nucleus; cell cortex. Gene Ontology annotation, biological process: regulation of cellular localization; establishment or maintenance of cell polarity; centrosome cycle. Gene Ontology annotation, molecular function: protein kinase C binding. The record is from RefSeq and is a predicted model, not a curated record. NCBI's taxonomy places the organism in Eukaryota, Metazoa, Chordata, Aves, Gaviiformes, Gaviidae.
AUGUUUGAGAAGGGGUUGGAGGGGGCCAGGUGGGGUUCACGGGAAGGGCCCAAACCCAACACGCAGUGGGUGAUGCUGGAGGAAACCUGCACAGACUGUGCUGUACCGGCUAAAGGCUCGUGGUCCUUCUGGCAGCCUUUGGUUGCCUCUCUCCAGCUUGUCCCUGGUCCAAGGUGUCGUCUUGCCUGCACGGUGUGAGCAGAGGCUGAGCAGCCCAACCCGGGGUUGUCUGGGGUCUGUGCUUUCAUUUUGCUCCUUAAAUCUCUUCAUCGUCUCUUACAAUCAAUCUUCCUCCAGAAGAGAGCCCAGCGCCUUGAAAUCACUCUAAGCCUGUUGCCGCUCACGCCAGCCGCUUCCCGGAGGUUUAAUCCUGCGCUCCCUGCCCGCGGCUGCCUGGCUGGUGGCAGGAGCCCGCCUGCCCUUGCUUUGGCACCUCACCGGGCGGUUUGUCCCCAGCUUGAUGGGGACAACAUCUCCCAGGCGCAUUUUCCCAGGCAGAGGAGCCAGGACCCCUCCCAGGGAUGGUGUGGAGGGCGCAUGGAGGGAGGCUCUCCUGCUGAGACGCGGCGGACGCCGCGGCCCCCCAAGCAGCACGGCCAAGUCCCUGCCCCACCGGAGUGCCCCGAGGCUGCCCGUGGCCCCCACGCCAUCCUGGAGAGCAAGGUGAAGGCGCUGAAGGAGAAGCGGGGGGCCAGCCGGCCAGGGACACCCGUAGCCGCCCCGGAGCGCCCCUCGCCCAAGAAGCCCCGGUCCCGGCGGGGGAAGCUGGGGAUGGAUGUAGCAGCGGUGGAGCCGCGGACUCAGCUCCGCACCUACUUGACGGAUGGGCUGCUGGACAGUGGGGAGCCUGCGGCCAGUGGCCCCCCAGCACCCCGCGCUGGCACCCCCGGGCUCUGGCGGGUGCCGGCACCCAGGGGAGAUGUGCCGGGAGGCACCAAGCUCCCUGAGGACGAGGGUGGUGUGUCCCCAGUCUCUGCCUUCCCCCAUGAGAGACUCCUCUUGGAAGAAGAGCCACGAACCCCCCCGUGGGACUGGGGGGGUCCCCCUGCGUCCCCCACCGCGGCCGAGGGCUGGGAGAGGCUCUCGCUGGCCGAGCGAGUGGAGAGGAACCGGCGGCUGCUGCAGGAGGUGCUGGGUCUCGCCGUGCCCGAGGUGCCGGCAAGCGAGGGGGACUGGGACUCGGGGGUCUCGCUGCAGGACGCCGAGGGCUGCAGGGCCUUUGUCCCCGGGCAGGAGCUCGAGCUGAGCCCGCGGCACGAGCAGGCCAAGCAGCUGCUGCAGCGCGCCCGCAUGAAGGCUCGGACGAACCCCCUGCGCGCCAGCCACGACAUCCUCCUCCUCCCCGCCGCCGCCCCGCGCCCCAGGGAACCCAGCGGGAGGCCGAGCAUCGCCCAGCGGGAUGGCGGGAGCCUGAGCGACUCGUCGAGCGGGGAGUCGAGCUGCGGGCGGCCGCGGCGGCCCCGGGGACCCUCCCCGUCCCGCGUCCGCUUUGAGGACGAGUCGGCCCGCGACGUCGAGGUGCGGUACCUGGAGCGGCUGCAGCUGCGGCACCGGCGGGUGCUGGGCUCGGUGCUCUCCUCGCCGGAGCCAGCCGGCAGCGGGCAGCCAGGGGACGGGGCCGGCCGGCCCAAAGCCCACAGCGGCAACCUCGUGGCCGGGGGCAAGUGCAGUGCCUGCGGCUCCUUCCUUGGUGCCGCCGCCGGCCGGGGCACAGACAUGCCAGCAGCCACCAACGCGGCCGAAAGCAGCCCUGCAGCGCAAGAAGGCAUCCCAGGGGAUAGCGGGGGGCUAAGCGCUGCCCUGCCAGAGGCCAAAACCAGGGCUCUGGGCCCCCGGGGGUCCCCGCUGUGGAUCCUUCCCUCCCGGCAGCGCAUCCACACCGAGAAGAUCAAGGAGACAUACAUUGGGGAUGUCACCUACAUAGACGAGGUGGACUCGGCCCUGGAGAGCACCGACACCUCCGACAGCUGCCGGACGGACAGCGAGGAGGCAGGACCCCGCAGCCCCCACCCACGGGGGUACCGGGACCCCCGGGCUCGCGGGCACAGGGCCCCCCCUGCCACCCCACAGCCAGAGGCAAGGGCUGGGAAGGGGACGUGCACGGCCGGCGGUGGCCCCUGCGCCGGGGAUGGGGGCUCGGGUGGCACCGCAAGCCGACCGGGGGCUGUUUGCCCCCCGCCGCCGGGGAGAGCCAGCAGCUGGGAGGAGGGGGACCCCCACCAGCAUCCGGGGGGCAGCGAGGGGGUGGGAAACACCGCCCAUCCCCCGCAGCAGCCUAGCAAGCCCCCGGACCCCUCCUCGCAGCUGGGGGCUGGCACCCCAAUGCCAGGCACCCACCUCCCUGCUCCCCCCCCCACCAAGAAGGCCUGCUCCCAGGUGCCUUGCAGGAAAGCCCUCUUCUCCAGUAGCAGCCGCCGGGCAUCGAGCCAAGGAGCCCGGGGCCCAGAGCCCGAUGGUGGGAGCGCUGCGCCCCCCCAGCCCGGGGGCACGGUGGGGCAGGGGGAGCAGCGGGGUCCCUGCAGCCCCAGGUGGCUCCCAGGGAGCCCCCUCCGUGCCUUGUCCACCAACAACUGCAACAACACCCGUGGGCCGGGUGGGCAGGACACCCCGGGAACGGGCGGAGGUAAGAGACCCGCGCACGGGGGCCUGGGGGGGUCACCAACUAGGUGGGGAUGUGACUGUCUCGCUGCGGUUACAGGGGCACCGUCGCAGCCUGCUGCCAGCCCAGUCGCCCCUGCGUCCCAGGAGGCUGCUCAUCCCUCCGGAGAAGCUGCCGGGACGCCCGACACGCAGCAGCGGCACCCAGCCGGGAGCGCGGCACACGGGGAGCCGGGCCGGCCGGCGAGCCGCAAGAGCAGCAGCGCAUCGGCAUCAGGGCUGAAGAAGCUCCUGUGCAGCCUGAGCCAGAGCACCAAGCAGCGCCUGGGCCGCUUCCGCUGCUACAGCAUGGAGCAGCUCCCGGCCCCCGGCAGCACCCCCCUGGAUGGCCCCGGCAUGAAGAAGUCACCCUCCCUGCAGUCCCUGCGGCUGGUGUCACCCUUCUGCCAGCCCCAAAAAGCCGCCUCCGUCCAGAGCCUGCACCCCCUCCUGGGCAAGGCACCCCGCGCCAGUGCCUACCUCCUGCCCCAGACCACCGCCGAAAGGAAAGGGAGCUCGGGGCCGCGGCGCUCGCUGAGCGUGGAGGACAUCGGGGCGCCCGGCCGGCUGCGCGCAGUGGGGCGCGUGGUGGAGGUCUUCCCCGACGGCACCAGCCAGCUGGAGCUGCAGCGUCCCCCCCACGGUGCCUUCGGGUUUGGUGUCACCUCCGGGCACGGCCGGCCUGACACAGGUGUCUACGUGCAGGAGAUGGCGGAUGCCGGCACGGCCAAGCUGUACGCGGGGCUCCUGGGCGUGGGGGACGAGAUCCUGCAGGUCAACGGGGCGGCCGUCUCGGGGCUGGGGCUGGCCCGCAUCCGUGAGCUGCUGCUCCGGGCGGACACCCUGUCCCUCCGCGUGCUCAAGCAUCGCCCGGUGCCCCGGUAG